AAGCUGCUACCGCCACACGCACCGUCUAUCCGAGUGAGCCCAGGUUCUGCUCAGGACGCAGAGGGCCGCGGACACCGAAGGGGGCGCCUCGGAGCGUGACCGCGGCGCAGAGAGCCCGGCCCGAGCUGCGCCAGCCGAAUCCUCAGCGAGCGGCGGGAGAAGCAGGAAGGCGGCGGGGCUGGGAGCCGCCGGCUGACCCGGCGGGCCGCGGAGGGUGCACCUGGCAGCGGCGCGGCCGAGCCGGGCCGCGGGAGCAGGGGAAGGCGGCGGCUGUGGCGGCGAGUAUGUCGCAGCCGCCGCUGCUCCCCGCCUCGGCGGAGACUCGGAAGUUCACCCGGGCGUUGAGUAAGCCGGGUACGGCCGCCGAGCUACGGCAGAGCGUGUCCGAGGUGGUGCGCGGCUCUGUGCUCCUGGCAAAGCCAAAGCUUAUUGAGCCACUCGACUAUGAAAAUGUCAUUGUUCAAAAGAAGACACAGAUCUUGAAUGAUUGUUUACGGGAGAUGCUGCUUUUCCCUUAUGACGACUUUCAGACUGCGGUUCUCAGACGACAGGGUCGAUACAUAUGCUCAACAGUUCCUGCAAAUGCCGAACAGGAAGCACAGAGCUUAUUUGUUACAGAGUGCAUCAAAACCUAUAACUCUGACUGGCAUCUUGUGAAUUAUAAAUAUGAAGAUUAUUCAGGAGAGUUUCGACAACUUCCAAACAAAGUGGUAAAGUUGGAUAAACUUCCAGUUCAUGUCUAUGAAGUUGAUGAGGAGGUCGACAAAGAUGAGGAUGCUGCCUCCCUCGGUUCUCAGAAAGGUGGGAUCACCAAGCACGGGUGGCUGUACAAAGGCAACAUGAACAGUGCAAUCAGCGUGACCAUGAGGUCAUUUAAGAGACGGUUUUUCCACCUGAUUCAACUUGGUGAUGGAUCCUAUAAUUUGAAUUUUUAUAAAGAUGAAAAGAUCUCCAAAGAACCAAAAGGAUCAAUAUUUCUGGAUUCCUGUAUGGGUGUAGUUCAGAACAACAAAGUCAGGCGUUUUGCUUUUGAGCUCAAAAUGCAGGACAAAAGUAGUUAUCUUUUGGCGGCAGAUAGUGAAGUGGAAAUGGAAGAAUGGAUUACAACUCUAAACAAGAUUCUCCAGCUCAACUUUGAAGCUGCAAUGCAAGAAAAGCGAAAUGGAGACGCUCAUGAAGAUGAUGAACAAAGCAAAUUGGAAGGUUCUGGUUCCGGUUUAGAUAGCUACCUGCCUGAACUUGCCAAGAGUACAAGAGAAGCAGAAAUCAAACUGAAAAGUGAAAGCAGAGUUAAACUUUUUUACUUGGACCCAGAUGCCCAGAAGCUUGACUAUUCAUCACCUGAGCCAGAAGUGAAGCCAUUUGAAGAGAAGUUUGGAAAAAGAAUUCUUGUGAAGUGCAAUGAUUUAUCUUUCAAUUUGCAAUGUUGUGUUGCAGAAAAUGAAGAAGGACCCACCACAAAUGUGGAACCUUUCUUUGUUACUCUAUCCCUGUUUGAUGUAAAACACAACCGAAAGAUUUCUGCUGAUUUCCACGUAGACCUGAACCAUUUCUCGGUGAGGCAGAUGCUGGCCACCACACCUGCAGCUCUGAUGAAUGGCAGUGGGCAGACCUCACCUGCCCUGAAGGGUAUGCUUCAGGAAGCCGCCAUGCAGUAUCCGAAGCAGGGAAUAUUUUCAGUCACAUGUCCUCAUCCAGAUAUAUUUCUUGUGGCUAAAAUUGAAAAAGUCCUUCAAGGAAGCAUCACGCAUUGUGCUGAGCCAUAUAUGAAAAGUUCAGACUCUUCUAAGGUUGCCCAGAAGGUGCUAAAGAAUGCCAAGCAGGCAUGCCAGAGACUAGGACAAUACAGAAUGCCAUUUGCUUGGGCAGCAAGGACAUUGUUUAAGGAUGCAUCUGGAAACCUUGAUAAAAAUGCCAGAUUUUCUGCUCUCUACAAGCAAGACAGCAAUAAGCUCUCAAAUGAUGACAUGCUCAAGUUACUUGCAGACUUUCGGAAACCGGAGAAGAUGGCUAAACUCCCAGUGAUUUUAGGCAAUCUAGACAUUACAAUUGAUAAUGUUUCCCCAGACUUCCCUAAUUAUGUUAAUUCAUCUUACAUUCCCAUGAAGCAAUUUGAAACCUGUACUAAAACUCCAGUCACAUUUGAAGUAGAGGAAUUUGUGCCCUGUAUCCCCAAACACACUCAGCCUUAUACCAUCUACAACAAUCACCUUUAUGUUUAUCCUAAGUACUUGAAAUAUGAUAGUCAAAAGUCUUUUGCCAAGGCCAGAAAUAUUGCCAUUUGUAUUGAAUUCAGAGAUUCAGAUGAAGAAGACUCUCAGCCUCUAAAGUGCAUUUAUGGCAGACCUGGUGGGCCAGUGUUCACAAGAAGCGCCCUUGCUGCUGUUUUACACCAUCACCAAAACCCAGAAUUUUAUGAUGAGAUUAAAAUAGAAUUGCCCACCCAGCUACAUGAAAAGCACCACUUGUUGUUCACAUUUUUCCAUGUCAGCUGUGAUAAUUCAAGUAAAGGAAGCACAAAGAAGAAGGACGUCAUUGAAACACAGGUUGGAUAUUCCUGGCUUCCUCUCCUGAGAGAUGGAAGGGUGGUGACUAACGAGCAGCACAUCUCUGUGUCAGCUAAUCUUCCAUCUGGCUACCUCUGCUACCAAGAACUUGGCAUGGGCAGGCAUUAUGGUCCAGAAAUUAAAUGGGUAGAUGGAGGCAAGCCCCUGUUGAAAGUUUCAACUCAUCUUGUUUCUACAGUAUAUACUCAGGACCAGCAUUUACAUAAUUUUUUCCAGUACUGUCAGAAAACUGAAUCUGGAGCUCAGGCCUUGGGAAGUGAACUUGUAAAAUAUCUUAAGAGUCUGCAUGCGAUGGAAGGCCAUGUGAUGAUCGCCUUCUUGCCCACCAUCUUAAACCAGCUCUUCCGUGUCCUCACCAGAGCCACCCAGGAGGAGGUCGCAGUCAACGUGACACGGGUCAUUAUUCAUGUGGUUGCCCAGUGCCAUGAGGAAGGAUUGGAGAGCCACUUGAGGUCAUACGUUAAGUAUGCUUAUAAAGCUGAGCCAUAUGUUGCUUCUGAAUAUAAGACAGUGCAUGAAGAACUGACCAAAUCCAUGACCGUGAUUCUCAAGCCUUCUGCAGAUUUCCUUACCAGCAACAAACUACUUAAGUAUUCAUGGUUUUUCUUUGAUGUUUUGAUAAAAUCCAUGGCUCAGCAUUUGAUCGAGAACUCCAAAGUUAAGUUAUUGCGAAAUCAGAGAUUUCCUGCUUCCUAUCACCAUGCAGUGGAAACUGUUGUUAAUAUGCUGAUGCCACACAUCACUCAGAAGUUUAGAGAUAACCCAGAGGCAUCUAAGAAUGCAAAUCAUAGCCUUGCUGUCUUCAUCAAGAGAUGUUUCACCUUUAUGGACAGGGGCUUUGUGUUUAAGCAGAUCAACAACUACAUCAGCUGCUUUGCUCCUGGAGAUCCAAAGACCCUUUUUGAAUACAAGUUUGAAUUCCUCCGUGUGGUGUGCAAUCAUGAACAUUAUAUUCCUCUGAAUUUACCAAUGCCAUUUGGAAAAGGCAGGAUUCAAAGAUAUCAAGAUCUCCAGCUUGACUACUCAUUAACAGAUGAGUUCUGCAGGAACCACUUCUUGGUGGGAUUGUUGCUGAGAGAGGUGGGGACUGCCCUCCAGGAGUUUAGGGAAGUCCGACUGAUUGCAAUUGGUGUGCUCAAGAACCUGCUGAUAAAGCAUUCUUUUGAUGACAGAUAUGCUUCAAGGAGCCAUCAAGCAAGGAUAGUCACUCUCUACCUACCUCUGUUUGGUCUGCUUAUUGAAAACGUCCAGCGGAUCAACGUGAGGGACGUGUCGCCCUUCCCUGUGAACCCCAGCAGUACGCUGAAGGAUGAAUCACUUAAUUUGCCAGCCGUAAAUCCGUUAGUGACUCCGCAGAAGCCAGGGAGCCAGCCAGAUAACAACCUGCACAAAGACCUGCUUGGUGCUAUCUCUGGCAUUGCUUCUCCAUAUACCACUUCAACUCCAAAUAUCAACAGUGUGAGAAAUGCAGAUUCGAGGGGAUCUCUCAUAAGCACCGAUUCGGGUAACAGCCUUCCAGAAAGGAAUGGUGAGAAAAGCUAUUCCCUGGAUAAGCUCCAACAAAGUGGCACUUUGGGAAAUUCUGUGGUUCGAUGUGACAAACUUGACCAGUCUGAAAUUAAGAGCCUGCUGAUGUGUUUCCUUUAUAUCUUAAAAAGCAUGUCUGAUGAUGCCUUAUUUACGUAUUGGAACAAGGCUUCUACAUCUGAACUUAUGGAUUUUUUUACAAUAUCUGAGGUCUGCUUGCACCAGUUCCAGUACAUGGGAAAACGAUACAUAGCCAGGAACCAGGAGGGGUUGGGACCCAUAGUUCAUGAUCGAAAGUCUCAGACAUUGCCUGUUUCCCGUAACAGAACAGGAAUGAUGCAUGCCAGAUUGCAGCAGCUGGGCAGCCUGGAUAACUCUCUCACUUUUAACCACAGUUAUGGCUACUCAGAUGCAGAUGUUCUUCACCAGUCGUUACUCGAAGCCAACAUUGCUACUGAGGUUUGCCUUACGGCUCUGGACACUCUGUCUCUGUUUACCUUGGCGUUUAAGAAUCAGCUCCUGGCUGACCACGGACAUAAUCCCCUCAUGAAAAAAGUUUUUGACGUUUACCUGUGUUUUCUUCAAAAAAAUCAAUCUGAAACAGCUUUAAAAAAUGUCUUCACUGCCUUAAGGACAUUAAUUUAUAAGUUUCCCUUGACCUUUUAUGAAGGGAGAGCCGACAUGUGUGCUGCUCUGUGUUAUGAGAUCCUGAAGUGCUGUAACUCCAAACUGAGCUCCAUCCGAACGGAGGCCUCCCAGCUGCUCUACUUCCUGAUGAGGAAUAACUUCGACUACACCGGAAAGAAAUCUUUUGUCCGGACACAUUUGCAAGUCAUUAUUUCUGUCAGUCAGCUGAUAGCAGAUGUUGUUGGAAUUGGGGGAACCAGAUUCCAGCAGUCCCUGUCUAUCAUCAACAACUGUGCCAACAGUGACAGACUCAUUAAGCACACCAGCUUCUCCUCCGAUGUGAAGGAUUUGACCAAAAGGAUACGCACGGUUUUGAUGGCCACUGCCCAGAUGAAGGAGCAUGAGAAUGACCCUGAGAUGCUGGUGGACCUCCAGUACAGCCUGGCCAAGUCCUAUGCCAGCACUCCGGAGCUCAGGAAGACGUGGCUCGACAGCAUGGCCAGAAUCCACGUCAAAAACGGGGAUCUCUCAGAGGCAGCAAUGUGCUAUGUCCAUGUAACAGCCCUGGUGGCAGAAUAUCUCACACGGAAAGAAGCAGACAUAGCCCUCCGGCGGGAGCCACCCCUCUUCCCCUACAGCCACAGCACCUGCCAGAGGAGGAGCCGGGGAGGCAUGUUUAGACAAGGGUGUACAGCCUUCAGGGUAAUUACCCCAAACAUAGAUGAGGAGGCCUCCAUGAUGGAAGAUGUCGGAAUGCAGGAUGUCCAUUUCAACGAGGACGUGCUGAUGGAGCUCCUGGAGCAAUGUGCAGAUGGGCUCUGGAAGGCUGAGCGCUAUGAGCUGAUCGCCGACAUCUAUAAGCUCAUCAUCCCCAUUUAUGAGAAGCGGAGAGAUUUUGAGAGGCUAGCCCAUCUGUAUGACACACUGCACCGGGCCUACAGCAAAGUGACAGAGGUCAUGCACUCAGGUCGCAGGCUCCUGGGGACCUACUUCCGAGUGGCCUUCUUUGGACAGGCAGCGCAAUACCAGUUUACAGACAGUGAAACAGAUGUGGAGGGAUUCUUUGAAGAUGAAGAUGGAAAAGAGUAUAUUUACAAAGAGCCCAAACUCACACCUCUGUCAGAAAUUUCUCAGAGACUCCUUAAACUUUACUCAGAUAAAUUUGGUUCUGAAAAUGUCAAAAUGAUACAAGAUUCUGGCAAGGUCAACCCUAAGGAUCUGGACUCCAAGUACGCAUAUAUCCAGGUGACUCAUGUGAUCCCCUUCUUUGAUGAAAAAGAAUUGCAGGAGCGGAAAACGGAGUUUGAGAGGUCCCACAACAUCCGCCGCUUCAUGUUCGAGAUGCCCUUCACUCAGAGCGGGAAGCGGCAGGGCGGGGUGGAGGAGCAGUGCAAGCGCCGCACCAUCUUGACAGCAAUACACUGCUUCCCUUACGUGAAGAAGCGGAUCCCCGUCAUGUACCAGCAUCACACCGAUCUGAACCCCAUUGAGGUGGCCAUUGACGAAAUGAGUAAGAAGGUGGCUGAGCUCCGGCAGCUGUGCUCCUCCGCCGAGGUGGACAUGAUCAAACUGCAGCUCAAACUUCAGGGCAGCGUGAGCGUCCAGGUCAAUGCUGGUCCACUAGCAUAUGCUCGUGCUUUCUUAGAUGACACAAACACAAAGAGGUAUCCUGACAACAAAGUGAAAUUGCUUAAAGAAGUUUUCAGGCAAUUUGUGGAAGCUUGUGGUCAAGCCUUAGCAGUAAAUGAGCGUCUGAUUAAAGAAGACCAGUUAGAGUAUCAGGAAGAAAUGAAGGCCAACUACAGGGAAAUGGCAAAAGAGCUUUCUGAAAUUAUGCAUGAGCAGAUUUGCCCCCUGGAGGAGAAGACAAGUGUCUUACCGAAUUCCCUUCAUAUCUUCAAUGCCAUCAGUGGAACGCCAACAAGCACAAUGGUUCACGGCAUGACCAGCUCUUCUUCGAUUGUGUGAUCGCGCCUCAUGGACUCUGUGUGGACUUACUUUGUCAUUUGCAAACUCAGGAUGAUUUCCAAAGCUUAUCACUGGGCUCAUGCAAGACAUGGGGAAGACGGAGCACAAGGAGAAGUCAAGGGGAAUGGGUGGGAAAGGAAAUAAAGAACUGGGUUGUUUCAUAGAUUUUCUAUAGAAGUAGUAAGAGGGUGCACUUAUUUUUUUAAAUCCCACUGGCAAUAUUCAGAGUUUUCAUUGUAUCUUAACAGAGGAGUCUUAAGCUGUAGCUAAAUUUUAUUUCCUUAUAGAGUAGUAAAUGGCCUAAAGAAAACAAGUGUUAUGGAAUGUACAUAGCAGAAACAGUAGCACUGAAAUUGGGGUUGGGUUAGCCUUUUUGUCUCUAGGCUAAUCUGGAGAAGCUUGAAAAUAUUUUUUCCCUGUGGCACAUUCAGGUUGAAAGCAAGAACUAUUUUUGUGACUAGUUUUUGAUGUAAGGGAAUCAACCAUUGUAAUUUUUGUACCAGUUAAAACCAGAUUUAGUGCUUUUGUACUCAUUUAAUUGCAUUUAAAAACUACGAAAGUUUAAGAAACUAUGUGAACUUAAAACUAGUCAAGCAGUUUAGAACCAAAGGCCUGUAUUAAUAAACACAACUAUGCUGAAAACUAAAAAGUAGUACAGUAUAUUAUUAUGUACAUAUAGUUUGUUAAUACAGUCUUGGCAUUCUGUACAUACAUGUAUCACAUUUCUAUACAUUUUUAAUACAUCAGCUUCUGCGUUAAGUUUGUGAUGAAUUGUGCUGUUCUUAGUAUAUGCAAUACUUUUGACUUUACUGUUUUAUUCUUGUACAUAAAUAAGUGCAAUAUGGAGAUGUAUACAGUCUUUGCUAUGUGAGGUUUAUAAACUGUUUUAAAAUUGUCAUCCUUUUGCCAAAGUGAUGGAGUGUGUAAUUGGUAAAUCAUAAAUCCUGUGGUGAAUGUUGGUAUAAUUUAUAGCUUUCACCAUGUUAUAUUUUCUUUUAAGACAUUAAUUUAGUAAUUUUAUAUUUGGGAAAAUAAAGGUUUUUAAUUUUAUUUAACUGGAAUCACUGCCCUGCUGUAAUUAAACAUCCUGUACCACAUCUGUAUUAAAAGUAACAUUGCUGAUUUUUGCUAGUGAA
Molecule: messenger RNA, 7825 nt
Organism: Choloepus didactylus (southern two-toed sloth)
Lineage: Eukaryota; Metazoa; Chordata; Mammalia; Pilosa; Megalonychidae
Gene: DOCK9
Product: dedicator of cytokinesis 9
Exons: 56
Coding region: 285-6689 (2134 amino acids)
Biological process (GO): small GTPase-mediated signal transduction; positive regulation of GTPase activity
Molecular function (GO): guanyl-nucleotide exchange factor activity
Source: RefSeq, a predicted model, not a curated record